Zophobas morio is the source of this 1315-nucleotide messenger RNA. RefSeq names its product SAGA-associated factor 11 homolog. Gene Ontology annotation, cellular component: SAGA complex; DUBm complex. The record is from RefSeq and is a predicted model, not a curated record. Lineage: Eukaryota; Metazoa; Arthropoda; Insecta; Coleoptera; Tenebrionidae. Bases 249 to 1034 code for a protein of 261 amino acids. Gene Ontology annotation, biological process: positive regulation of DNA-templated transcription; regulation of transcription by RNA polymerase II. Gene Ontology annotation, molecular function: transcription coactivator activity. The transcript has 2 exons.
GUGGAAAACAUUGCAUGUCAUUGUAACCAACGCAAAGUUGGUUACAAAAUCCAGCAACAAAUAUGAGGAAAUUAAUUCAUAAAUAAUCUGUUCGUGUUAUCCCAUUCUCACAAGUUGUAAAUCUACAAAACAAUACGUUUAGUAAUUGUGAUAAAUCCGAAAGAUGUGUUCACGUGGUAAGUGAUUCGAGCUUCUGCAAUUUAUAGGUUAUACUAGUGGCAUUUAACAAAAAAUAGCGGCACUUUUAAAUGUUGACAAAAAUGUCAAAGUCGCAAAAACUAGACGACAAACAACUUCUAUCCAAGCUGGCGAAAGAUUUUCACGAACUAGUCACUAAUAAAGAAGUAUUACGUACCUCGGUGGAGAGUUUCCUAAACAAUGUAAUUGACGAGCUCACCUUAGGAAUUAUAUUUGAUCUACAUCGUAAAUAUAAAACCAAUUCUUAUGAAAUCGACAUGGAAGAAGACGACGGAGACGAGGACGAAGCGGCCGAAGUGGACAUUUUUGCCCAGCACGAUGUGAAGAAAACACAAGACUGCGUUUGUCCAAACUGUGAUCGAGCAGUAGCAGCAACACGGUUUGCUCCACAUUUGGAGGCCUGUAUGGGUAUGGGAAGGAACAGAUUCAGGAAUGCAACUAGACGUGUCGCAAGCAGCAGCAGCAAUAGUAAAGAGAGGGAAAAUUCCUCAUUUAGUGGUGUCCCGAGUGAUGACGAGGACGACAUCGAUUGGAAUUCAGGAAACAAAAGAGGAAAGAAGAAAAAACGAAAUGGAAAUAAAAAGACGAAAAGUGGCGGUACACCAAAAAAAUCGUGCGAUUCUAGGCCCACCGACUCAUUAAAUGUUGAAAUCGAAGCGGAAGACGAUGACUUGGCGAGUUUAAGAGACCUUCUUCAGGAUCAUUCCAAUAGUUCCUCACCGGCAGAUUCUGUUUCGAGUAGUCAUUCAAAUUCAUCAAGAAAAAAAGAAAAAUCAAAAAAUAAAAAAAAUAAACGAGACAGGUCUUCACCUAGUUCAAGCAUAUCAGCAGAGUAAAUUAAUUUUUUAUUGUGGUAAUUAUUUUAAAAUUCUAUUAUGUUUUUGUGAUUGUAGUAAUUUAAUGACAUGACUUUAUUUAUUAUACUGUCUAAAUUCAAAUACCUCAGUAAAUAUAUAUAAAUGUUAAUAAGAUUACUUACUUAGUGUGAAUUGAUAAGGACAUAUUUUACGCUUCUCUUGCAGGUAUAAAUGUUGUAAAAAUUAUGUGUUUGUAAAUGACAUUGUGAAGAAAGUUGUAGAUAUUAAUUUAUAUGUAAUUAAUUUAGAUUAUGGAAGUA